Symbiodinium necroappetens is the source of this 702-nucleotide messenger RNA. Lineage: Eukaryota; Dinophyceae; Suessiales; Symbiodiniaceae. The record is from the annotation of a GenBank genome assembly.
AUGGAGUGCUUGACGGAACGCACAGAUGCAAAGAGGAGGAAUGGCUACAUCGCGGCAGCAACUUCUAAGGGCAAAGUCACACUGGCCACCAGGCCUUUCUCCCGAGGAGUCGACUUUUCUAUGCCACAAGAGCACACAUUUGUGGUUAUUCAAACAUUUUUGUCCAGCUAUGCCAGCGAAGAGAGACAGCUCAAGGGCCGCACAGCACGACAGGGCCGAGGGGGACUCUACAUACAGGCGCUGUGUGCCGUACACUUAGAGGGGAAGUUCGGCUUCACCGAGCAAGACUUGAAGACUUUGUCCACAAGCACCGGCGAGCAGACACAGCGACUUUUAACGUCCAAGCAACAUGAGAAGACCGUCUCCAAGAUGCAGGGUGCUGCAGAACGUCGUCGUGCGGCACGAGUUAUUGAGGCGGAAACUCAAAGGUGGGGAGAGCUCCUUUUCAAGCCAAAUGCGGACAUCAGCGAGAAGCUGAAGAAGCUGGCAUCCUGGAAUGCGUCUGGGAGCAAGGUGCACUAUUCUGUCCUCUUGGAUAUCUCGGGAUCCAUGUAUGGCGAGAGCAAAAGGCAGAUGGACAGGGCCUUCAACCGUUUCCGGCAGGAGCUCGUGCAGCAGGAGGAGAAAGGCUCGACAACAAGCGUUUCGGUCGUCCUCUUUAACCACGAAGCCCAGGCCGAGCUAAGAGGAUUUUGGGUUUAG